This is a messenger RNA of Alternaria infectoria, 504 nucleotides long. RefSeq lists its product as uncharacterized. The coding region runs from base 1 to 504 and encodes 167 amino acids. Lineage: Eukaryota; Fungi; Ascomycota; Dothideomycetes; Pleosporales; Pleosporaceae. The record is from RefSeq and is a predicted model, not a curated record. The transcript is spliced from 2 exons.
AUGUCACUAAUAGCCGCGUCCAUCAUCCUAGUCCUCUUGAUCGCCCUCUUCAUCCCUCACCACUUCGAACUCAAUCGUGUCCAGUUAUUCAGCCUCCUCAUCAUCGCCGCACUCACCGCUAUGGAGCUCUACACAAGCGAUCAAGCCCUCCUCGCUUACAGCCACGACCUUCAGUCAUGCAAUCACGCCCUCAAUGUGACCGUGCAAAAGGGGGUAGUACAAGCGCACAAGCACAGCCAUCACAUGGCUGGAAUGGCUGCUUUGAGAACUAAUCUAGGUGAGUGUCUAGAAGAGAGGGAUGUGCUAAGGCGCAACGAGAAGGACUGCUACGCGCGUUCUAAGGUGGACGAGCAAAGCCUUGAGUGGAUUAGGAAGAUCGUGGAUGGUAUGCCAGAACGGAUGAAGGAAGAUAUUUGCGCGGGUGGAAAGGAAGGAGAGAAGAAGAAGGAAGGGCAAGGGGAAACGGCAGGAGAGGAUGACGCGGAAGGAGAUAAGGCCGAGUAG